Messenger RNA from Mangifera indica (mango), 9615 nucleotides. RefSeq names its product serine/threonine-protein kinase ATM. The transcript is spliced from 78 exons. Gene Ontology annotation, molecular function: protein serine/threonine kinase activity; protein binding. Gene Ontology annotation, biological process: DNA repair. NCBI's taxonomy places the organism in Eukaryota, Viridiplantae, Streptophyta, Magnoliopsida, Sapindales, Anacardiaceae. The record is from RefSeq and is a predicted model, not a curated record. Bases 96 to 9284 code for a protein of 3062 amino acids.
UAUACACACACACACACACUUAGGUCGUCUCAGAUGUCCAGAGUCUUGACUCAACACUCCUACUGUCUCUAGACGCUUCAAACGUUUUCCCGCCAAUGAUAACGUCAAGGGACUUUCAAGAGAUUGCCGAUAAACUCUCCUCUGAUAAGGCCAAAGCGAGAGAGGAAGGAAUAAAGUUGUUGUGUACAUGGUUAGAAGGAGAAAGAUCUGUCAUGUUCUGCAGAUUUCUUGGAAAGAACACUGCAAAGUUGGAUUCGAAUGAUAUUCCUGGCUCAGAUACAUGGCCAUAUCUUGUAAUAUUGCUCAUCAGUUGCAUAAAACUAGAAAUAUCUACAAGCAAGCGGCGCCCGCCUAAGAUUAAUCUUGCAAAAUCUCUUCGAGCUGUCAUCCAACGAGCUGAAGAUGCCAAGUUUUCAGGAAAGGUGUUACCUCUAUUAUCUGUGGUUAAAAGACUUUUUAGACAUGUUUUCGAUGUGUUAAGCAAUGUUCCAAGUUUUCAGUCGGAAUAUGGGAUUAUACUUCGGGAUCUUUUGGCGGUUAGAGGUUAUUGUUUUCACAUGGGGAAGUGCAUUUACAGAAACCUAAUGUGUCUAUACAUGGAGAAGGUGGAAUCAAACCUUGAGGAGAAAAAUAAUAGUCAAUAUAGUCAGAAAGAGGAGGUCUUUCGCUGCAUCCUGACUCUCCAGUCGCUUUUAGAAAAUGCCCCGGGAGAUUUUCCAGAAACUCUUAGGGAAGGUAUUGUUAAGGGUUUCAUCCGGAUAUUUUCUUUUUUAAGGGAUGAGGGGAAGAUUUCACGGAAGCUUAUGGAUUGUGUUAAUACCUAUUUGUUAAAGGAUGGACCAAAUUUGGGUUGCCAGUCCUUGGAGAUCCAUGAUUCCAUGCAGCAUUUUGUUUAUCGCUGUUGGCUUACAACCCAUGAUCGUGGUCUCAAGGAUGCUCUUAUUUUAUAUGCUAGGCUACAACUGAACUUAACUAGAGAUGUUUCUGAAGCAAGUUCUCUGGUUGAACAACUUCUGGAUCUUGUAUGCAAGGAACUAGAUCAAAGCAGUUUACCUGGUGCUGGUGUGCCGAGGAAUGAUGGUACUAAGGAUGAUAAGUUUGGAACUCUCAAUAGCUCUCAAUGUGGUUUGGUGGAGCUUGCGGCACUUGUAUUUUAUCGGGCAUGCGUUCAUAUGACCAAAGCACCAUCAACUGAAAAACGGGCCAAGAGGGAGCAUGCUUCUCACCUUCUAAAGGAGGCCCUCAUGAAAGGAAAGUGGUUAUGGCAUGCUGUUUUUCGCUGUCUCAUUUGCAAUUACUACACUUGCAUUAGUGAGGACCUUUUUAUCUAUUGGUUUGAGGGCAUUUACACAAACUUUGAAAGAAUUUUGAAUGAUGCAAACAUGAGGCACGCUUAUGAUGGUUUGCUAUGGACCUUGCGGAGUUUGCAGGAACUGUCUUCUGCACUGUUGCUUCCAAAUUCACCAGUGGAGAUUCCAUCAAGUUCAUCAUUUUCCCCUAAUAAGUUUGAUUGUGGCUGGCAAAUGAUUUGGAACUGUCUGAUGCAUGGUUUACCAAUAUUCAGCAAUUUAACCACAGUGGUGGAGGCUGCUUUGGUGCUCCUUGGACGCAUUCUUUCAUGUGAUUCAAUAAAUACAUGUUUCGUACCCCAAGAUGUAUGGGAUCUCCAGUUAUUCAAACAAAUGCCAUCAACGUCUGCCUUGUACUUCAUAGCAUGCUAUUUUUCACGUAAAGGUUCUCAAGGUGACCAUCGAGACAUUUUUCAUCUGAGGAAAAAUCUGUUGAGAGCAACCUUGGGUUAUCUUGACUACAAGGAGGAUUCCACAUUGAAUGAAUGCUUGGUAUUGUUGUUACCAGCAGCCAUUUAUGCUCUUUGUGCUGGUUGUUCUCCUUUUACAAAUUACCACGGAGGGAAUUUCUUGUCAUACUCUUUUCUAGAUGUUACCGACAUUGGAGAUGAUAGGUUCAAGAUAGAUGAAUGUGAGCACAAAAGGCAGCUUGACCCUUUUAAAUGCUUUGUGGAAGUUCUUGCAAAAUUUGAUUUGGGUUCUAGUUCUAAGGUUUUCUCAUCUUACUGCCAUCAGAGUGUAUGUCUUCCCCAGCAACUUAGAGAUCCACUUCUGCAUGAAAUGGAGAAUUACAUUCUUGGAGCUGUAUUAAAUAAGAAUACCAAACAGAAGCCUCUAUCAGAGGUCUUCAUUAUGUGUGCUUUACUGUCCAAUAUUAUGUAUGGCUUGUUUUUAACAAGGAAAAGAGAGGUUUCUUUGUUUCUCUCCAAAGUGGGUCAUUGCUUAUUAGAAUUAAUAGAUCAUUCAGUUGAUUUAAUCCAAGAAAACUACAGUGAUGUUCAAUCUCUUGGUUGUUUUGGCUCAAACUCUGAUUUUAAUGAAAGAAGCUUCCUUGUAUCUUCACUUAGAAGCUUUAUCUGCUCCCCUGUUUUUGUCCAAUGGAGAGAUCAAGAUGUUCUAGAUGCUACACUUUAUGAUGGACUAAUUCAGGCCAUUGAGAGGGUUUUAACGUCUCUGACCAGACUGUAUGAAAAAUACUCUGACUGCAUAAGUAAUACUCAGUCUGAGACGAUACUUUCGGAAGUAUCUGUAUCUGAUACACAACUACAACGUUCCUGCAAACUAAAUAGCAAUAGAAAUAGGAUUGUGGAUGUGGAGUUGGAUGUAAAUGAGGAUACAAGGAACGUCAAUAGUUUGACUGUCAAUGGGAAUUUUGCCGCUGGAAUGUCCUAUUCAGCAGUGAAGUGGAAGUUGGAAAUAAUAUUUUUAAUUUCAUCAUUUUUCUCAGUUUUACAUGUUACAUGGGAUAUUCUCUUUGAGCUGAUGGAGAAAGAGUGCAGCCCUGAGGUUCGUGAGAAGAUUCUUUACUAUCUUUGUCAGCAUCCUAGCUGGUCCUCUUCUACAAAAAUCAUAGACUUGGUUAAAAUAAUGGAUAACAUGAUCAAGAUGCAAGUGAGUCUUAAGCUUGAUUGUGCUCAUAUACUGACUGCUAUUCAUGGCCUUCUGGGUACCUUGCUAUUGUUUGAAACUGCUGAAAGGGAUAAAAAAUAUGCUGUCCAAUCAUUGAGGGAAAGGGUGCCUGAACAGUGCUUGAUACAUCUUGGGGAUCUUUUGAACAAAGUUGCGGAAUAUGAUCUUCUUGACUGGUCUGGACGGGUUAAGCUGAUUGACUGUAUGUGUAAUUUUAUUUCACUCACACCUCAUAUUGGGCAGUCAAUGAUCGAGAGACUACUUUUGAUGCUUCAAGAUCCUGAUUAUCGAGUCAGGUUAUUUCUGGGCAGAAGAAUUGGUGUUCUAUUCCAAACUUGGGAUGGGCAUGAGGAGCUUUUCCAGGAUAUAUGUAACAAUUUUGGUGCUAUUCUGGUUGUUCACUCAAAAGAAAAACUUGUCAAUGCAAAGGAAGCCUUAGCUGCUGGUCCCCAGCCUCGUCCCAAACUGGAGACAAUUAUUAUUAGUCUUAUGCAUAUUGCUUUGCACAGUGAUAAAAUAGAGCUGGAGGCUGUUUUCAUGAUGAGUGUUGUGUCUGCUAUUGAUCCUUGCCAGAGGGACUUGGUGAAUGUGGCACUUGAUAAUCUAUCCCAACAGCUCCAGUAUGCAACUAGAUGGAAGUACUUUGAGGAAAUCUUUGGUUCAAUCCUCUUUUGGUGGGUUGAUUGUGGUGUUAGUUUAGUUGCAUUGGUUGAGAUUCGACGGCUUUUCGUAUCAGAUGCUGAACCUAGUUAUUUUAUGCAAUAUUGUUGCCAUUGGCUUCUUCCAGCUCUUGUUUUGCAUGGGGAAAACUCUGACCUGAAGUGGGUGGCUGAGAUUGCUGGUCAACCUCUUGCAGAGCUGGUAAAAAAUCACUUUGUGCCAAUCUUUUCUGUUAGCAUGGCUUUGCACUGCAGUGAAAGACCUGGAAAUGAAAUGGCAGCAAUGGUUCUUCAGAGUUCUAUUUUACACUUGGCUGAAAUUUCUGAGGAUGAAAGAGAUAAACUGAUAAAGAAACAUAUGGUAUCAAUUGUCAACCAUAUUCUAUCUCUUGCCUCUAGUGCACCAGAACCUGCAGUCCCUUUCUUUUCAAGGGAUACAAUCAUUCAUGCAAUCCAAACAGUUGUGGAUGGAUUUUUGGAAAUGGAUGAUUAUGCUAGAAGUGCUGGUGUUAUCGAUAAAAUCAACAUAUUUCGCCCUGAUAGAGUUUUCAUGUUUAUAGUGGAAAUGCAUUACAAAAUUUCUGCAGCAGUUCAUCACAGGCAUAAAUGUCAUCGGUUGGCUGGGAUUGAGGUGCUUAUAAAUAUUCUUGGGCAUAGAGCUGCUGUUUCAAGCACUUCCAAUUAUCUUUUCAAUUUGAUUGGCCAAUUCAUUGGUUGUCAUGCUUUACAAGACCAGUGUUGCCGGAUCAUAUCUGCUUUGCUCAAACCUUUCAAAAAUAACCCAUCAAAAGAAAUUAUCCAUGUGCUUGGCGAACAACUUCAGUUUUUGGUAUCAAAGUUGGUGGCCUGCUGCAUUCCUUCUGAUGCUAGUGCAGUACCUUCUAGCUCAAGAUCAUCCCAAGUUUUAUCGUUGCUUCUCCAGUUAACAGUGGAUUCUGAUCCAUCUCUUUAUGAUUACGUCAGAGAAUUAGAACCCUUCCCGGAAAUAGAUAUUUUUGAUGGAUUACGAAAUUUCCACGAGAAAUUAUGCCAGGCCUAUUCUGCAAGAGACCACUUAUUGAAGGUAAUCUGCCUUAGUAUUUUACUUUGGUUGUAUUGUCAUUUAGGUAAUUUGGAUAUUUUUACCAAUUUCCACCUUGUUCUUUGGUUUUCUGCUUUUCAGUUUGUGAAAAGAUCUUGCUACCUUCCAUCAAGAAUCCUUUCCUGGAGUCUUCAAGCUCUGCAUAAGAAAUUACUUAUGAAUGAGAUAUCUCAGAGGGAAAAGAAAGCUGAAGAUGUUGUUGAUUGGCAUUCUGACCAUGAAAUCAUAUAUGCAGUCUGGUCACUUGUUCGCAUGUGUGGCUCAGAUGAUGCUAAUGGUAUUAGAGCAUUGGUAUCUGACUUUGUAUCAAGGGUUGGCAUUGGGGAUCCACACUGUGUUGUUUUCCAUUUGCCCAGAGACUCCAGUCAUAUGCAGUCAAGUCAACCCAUUAAUAAUGGUAGUACUACUGAAAUCAACUUUCACACUGAUGCUGUUCUAUCUGAAGAACUUCUGAUCUCGCUGUUGAAAGUUUUGAAGAAAUAUCUUAUGGAUGAUUCUGUCAAAAUAGUAGAUAUGACAUCACAAACUCUUCGGGGAAUACUUUCAACUGAAAGGGGUCAAAGAGCUAUAAUGUCCUUUGAUUCUUAUGAGAGGUCCCUUCUUGAGGUUCACUCAAAGGGUGUUAACAUAGACCUGGUGGAGAAGUUCCUGUUGGAUCUGGAAAGGAAGUCUAAAGUUGAUGUAGUUUCGUUGGAGAAUUCUGCUGUAUGGGAGACAGAGAAUAAAACUUUUGAGAUGUGGAUUUGUCCUCUUGUACACUCACUGAUUGGCUACUGUGAUGAUGUGAUACUAAGAUUAUUUCAAGAUAUUGUAUUGCUGAAAUCUGAAGUUGCUGAGCUUCUCUUGCCGAGUGUGUUUGUCAAUUUAGCUGGAAGGAAGGCUACAGAUAUUGAUCUGCAAAAAUUAAUUUCUUUGCAGGUUCAGGAACAUAUAUUGGUGGAAUCUAAUAAAUUGAUAAAAUCAAUUCAAGUAUUUCUGAAUUCCCUCUAUGAACUUCGGUUAUGUCAUGUCAUGGAAAGAUCUUCUUUAGUACAACUGAAACAAGAACAUUCUAAGUAUUCUAAGCCUUCUAGCGGUGGUUCAAAAUCCCAUUCCACCUCAAAGAAGGCUAGAGACAGGGCAGCUUCAUCAAAUGUGGCUAACAUAACAUCUGUGUGGGACAAGGUUUAUUGGCUUUCAAUUGAUUAUCUUGUUGUUGCCAAGUCAGCGGUUAUUUCUGGUUCGUAUUUUACUGCAUUGAUGUAUGUGGAGCAUUGGUGUGAAGAGCAUUUCAAAAGUCUCACACUGGGGAGACCAGACUUCUCCCAUCUUGAGACGUUACCACAUCAUGUUGAAAUACUUGUCUCAGCAAUUACUCAAAUAAAUGAACCUGACAGCUUAUAUGGGGUCAUCCAGUCACACAAGCUGUCCUCUCAAAUCGUUACCUUAGAGCACGAGGGAAACUGGAGUAAGGCCCUUGAAUAUUAUGAGUUACAAGUACGGUCUGAUUCCAUGGUGCAAUUGAAUGGUGGAUCUAGAGCCUUAUCACCGUUUAUGCAACCAACAAUGCAUUUGUCUCUACCAGAAAAUGAUGUGAAGGAGAGGAAACCUUACAAAGGGCUGAUUAGAUCUUUGCAGAAAAUUGGUUGUAUGCAUGUGCUGGAUAUGUAUUGCCAAGGAUUGACUUCUCGAAAAGGCCAGUUUCAGCAUGACCUGGAGUUCACUGAAUUGCAGUAUGAGGCUGCAUGGCGUGCAGGAAACUGGGAUUUCUCUUUAGUUUGUGAUGGAGUUUAUUCUUCUUCAGUUCAACACAUUAAAAUUAAUCAUUUCAAUGAAAAUUUGCACAGCUGCUUGAGGGCAUUUCAAGAAGGUGAUUCUGCUGAGUUUUUUGGAAAAUUAAGGGAUUCAAAGCAGGAGCUUCUAUUGUCUGUCUCUCAUGCAAGUGAGGAAAGCACUGAAUAUAUCUACUCAACAAUAAUUAAACUUCAGAUUCUUUAUCAUCUUGGUGUAGCUUGGGAUAUCCGAUGGAAACCUUCAAGUGAAAGAAUAAAAUUCUAUCCUGAGAAGCAAAAAUUGAUUCCAGAACCUGUAAUUCCUACUAUGAACCAGUUGUCAUGGCUGAAUAUGGACUGGAGCUCAAUUUUGGACCGAACACAAUUACAUAUGAACUUGUUAGAACCAUUCACAGCAUUCAGGCGAGUGCUACUUCAAAUUUUGGGCUGCAAGGAGUGUACCAUGCAGCACCUUUUGCAAUCAGCAUCCACUCUUCGUAAGAACUCGAGGUUUUCUCUAGCAGCUGCUGCUUUGCAUGAGUUUAAGUUACUUUGCACUGGACCUGGUGAACAGUUUUCAACUUUAUAUGGGCUUGGGAGGCUUGAAGAAGCGAAGUUAUUGCGUGCCCAAGACCAGCAUGAGAUGGCCAUCAAUCUUGCAAAGUACAUAUCAGAAAAUUAUCAAUUAAAUGAAGAAGCUUCAGAUGUACAUCGUUUGGUUGGAAAGUGGCUAGCAGAAACUAGAUCUAGCAACUCAAGAACUAUUUUAGAGAAGUACCUGAAACAUGCAGUUUCACUUGCUGAGGGUCAGGGCACUGCAAACAAGAAGUCCAUUGAAAGACAAUGUCAAACUCAUUUUCAUCUUGCACACUAUGCAGAUGCUUUAUUCAGGAAUUAUGAGGAAAGAUUGGCUUCUAAUGAGUGGCAAGCAGCAUUGCGAUUGAGGAAUCACAAGACAAGGGAGUUGGAAGCACUUAUUCGGCGGCUAAAAAGUGCAAAGGGAGACAAAGUAGACUAUUCGGUAAAAAUACAAGAGUUGCAAAAGCAACUGGCAAUGGACAAGGAAGAGGCUGAAAAAUUGCAGGAUGACAGGGACAAUUUUCUUGGCCUAGCAUUGGAGGGAUAUGAACGCUGUUUGGUAAUUGAUGACAAAUAUGAUGUAAGAGUGGUUUUUCGGCUUGUGUCCUUAUGGUUCAGUCUCUCUUCUAGACAAAAUGUCAUAGAUAGCAUGCUUCAAACAAUUAAUGAGGUUCAGUCUUAUAAAUUUAUACCACUAGUGUACCAAAUUGCUUCCAGGAUGGGGAGCUCAAAGGAUGGUCCAGGGCCUCAAAAUUUUCAGUUUGCCUUGGUUUCUCUUGUGAAGAAGAUGUCCAUUGACCACCCAUACCACACAAUCUUUCAGAUUCUAGCUCUAGCAAACGGUGAUCGAAUCAAGGACAAACAACGAAGUAGAAACUCAUUUGUGGUGGACAUGGAUAAAAAGCUUGCAGCAGAAAAUCUUUUGGAAGAGUUAUCAUCCUAUCAUGGACCCAUAAUCAGACAAAUGAAAACAAUGGUGGAGAUUUAUAUUAAGCUUGCAGAGCUUGAAACUAGGAGAGAGGAUACUAAUAGACGGAUUACAUUACCAAGAGAUAUUCGCAAUCUUCGGCGACUGGAACUUGUACCUGUAGUAACUGCAAAUGUUCCUGUUGACCGUACCUGCCAAUAUAAUGAAGGCUCUUUCCCAUGUUUCAAUGGAUUAGCUGAUUCAAUAAUGGUUAUGAAUGGUGUAAAUGCUCCAAAGGUGGUUGAGUGCUUUGGUUCAGAUGGCCAUAAAUAUAGACAGCUUGCAAAAUCCGGAAAUGAUGAUUUAAGACAAGAUGCUGUAAUGGAACAAUUUUUUGGUCUGGUUAACACUUUCUUACAGAAUCAUCAGGAUACAUGGAAAAGAAGAUUGGGAGUACGCACAUAUAAGGUGGUUCCUUUUACUCCAAGUGCUGGUGUUCUUGAGUGGGUUGAUGGAACUCUUCCUCUUGGAGAAUAUCUUAUUGGAAGCACCAGAAAUGGAGGUGCCCAUGGUUGUUAUGGAGUUGGAGACUGGACAUUCAUGAAAUGCAGAGAACACAUGUCAAAUGAAAAAGACAAGCGCAAAGCAUUUCAGCAAGUUUGUGAGAAUUUCAGGCCUGUCAUGCAUUACUUUUUCCUGGAGAGGUUCUUACAACCAGCUGACUGGUUUGAGAAAAGACUUGCAUACACACGAAGUGUUGCAGCUAGUUCAAUGGUGGGUUACAUUGUUGGCCUCGGAGAUCGACAUUCAAUGAACAUCUUGAUUGAUCAAGUCACCGCAGAAGUUGUUCACAUAGAUCUUGGUGUUGCCUUUGAACAAGGCUUGAUGCUCAAGACACCGGAGCGGGUUCCAUUCAGGCUGACUAGGGACAUUAUUGAUGGCAUGGGUGUUACUGGAGUAGAAGGGGUUUUCAGAAGAUGUUGUGAGAAAACUCUGUCUGUUAUGCGGACAAAUAAAGAAGCUUUGCUGACCAUCAUUGAAGUUUUUAUCCAUGAUCCCUUGUAUAAAUGGGCUUUAUCCCCCUUGAAGGCUUUGCAACGUCAGAAGGAAUUGGAUGAUGAUCUGGAGACAAGCUUGGAAGGCACAGAAGGUGAACAUGAAGGGAACAAGGAUGCUACACGUGCACUAAUGCGUGUCAAGCAAAAGCUAGAUGGAUAUGAAGAUGGUGAAAUGAGAAGUGUACAUGGGCAGGUACAACAACUUAUACAAGAUGCCAUCAAUCCGGAGCGCUUAUGUCUAAUGUUUCCUGGAUGGGGAGCGUGGCUGUGAUACGAUUAUUUAACAUAUACACUAUCAACAUCUAGUCAUCUUGUACAGGCGGCCAUAUAUAUAUAUUUCACCAUAUAGUGAUGUUCUGUGUUAUAAGUGUCUAUAUAUAUAAAGGAUAAUCUAUAAAGAAAGAAGAAUUGAUACUUUUUAAUAAUUUAAUUAAUUUUGAGGAAAAACACUUGUAAAGGAAGAAGGGAAAACAUUUCUGUGGCCAAAUAGAUCGUUAGAACUGUUUCUGCCAAAGUAUUUCAGAUUUAUCAAUGGAUUUUCAAGGCUAAAUCAAGGACAGUUUUUGGGUUUAAAAAAUAAAGAAAGACGGGGGUUUCUGCAG